AUGACCGCUCAUAAACAGAAAUGGCCGUGUUUUGCCUGGAUUCUGUCCGUUUUGUCGAUUGUGUUUUACUGUGCCGGUUUUCUGAGAGUAGAAUUGGAGCUCAACGAACAGAUGAAGAGAAUAAACCUUCUUUCCGAAAGCGUUGAAGAGACGGAGUUACUUGCCAACAUCCUUGACCUCGUAGUGAUAGCCAGAAAAAUCACUCCUGGUAAGUUUUCGCAUUAAGUUGGUAGAAUUAAAAACCAAAUUGCUUUGACGAAAACAAAGCCUCAUUCAUCGUUCUACCAAAAGGGCCCACUUGUCUGGACUAUUUUCAUUAACUGCCGAGCGAAGCUGGCGAGCAAAACAGGUCGGCGCCAAGUUGUCAAACAUGUUCACGUAACUGAGUCUUCUAGUCGUCACCAUGCCGCAAGAUCAAUGAAAGAGACACCAAAUUUAUAGACUCAACGUGAAAACAAUGUAUAUCUCCAAGAGCUCAAAAUACACAGACUGAAGACUUAACACUCAUGUAUUCCCGGUUCUUUUCUCGUAUACUUCAGCAUGCUUUGAAAUGGGAAUCAGUUUUAAAAGACAUAUGCUGAGGUAAAUACACGAGUUAAAAAUGCUGGCCUGUAAAAUGUUGUUGUUGUUCACUUAAACAAGCAUUAUGCUAAACUAACAGCAGAGGUAAGCCUAACAGACGAGUGCUUUGCGCUGUUGGAGUCGGAAAAGGAAUGACUUGCCUUUGUGUUUCCAUUCUAUCCUUUCAAUCUAUCCAAUCCGUUUGUGUUUACCAUCAGUUAUUAACACAUUUUCCCUCUAAACCAAACAGCGACUGGAACAAAUUUGGUGUGUUACUAGAAGUAAUUUUAGAUAGAAGCAUAUUAAGUAAUAAUGACGAAUCAUUUUGUUAGUUUUGAGUGGAAGAUUAUUGUUCGGUUUGUGUUUUUUAUGAGGAAGUAAUGAAAUGUUCACCCUGGGCCAUUAAAUUAUGCACAACUGAAUUGAUAUUAAAGCCAACGGCACUUUCCUUUAAUUGUAUCGGUGUUUUAAGUAUAUCUUUUGGGUGGCAACUGAGUCAAUUUUGUACAGUCGACUCCCGAUAACUCGAACCUCGCGCCAACGCGAACCAAAAUCCGUUUCCAAUCGAUUUCCUUCAUUUAUUUACUGUAAUUUUACCCUCGCUAACUCGAACCCUCGAUGACUCGAACCUCUCGCUAACUCUAAGUAAUUUGUGUUUCCCUUCACAUCAUUUCUAUAUAAUUUUAUCCUCGAUAACUCGAACUAUGUUUUAAGAGCGUGACAAGACGAAAGAAGACAAUGUUCUGCGGUCUGAAACAUUUAAUUAGACUCUCUUGCAUAAGCAGCGCCACUCAUAAUCUGCAAGCCGUUUUAUUUUCUUCGUAUUUAGUACACAAAAUGCCUCCACAAAACGACCGCUGUGGUACCAGGCGUUUCUAGCGGAGACCAUGGAAACUGGGAAUAAGAUUCGUUGCGUGACCGAAACCACGCAUGUUUCGCGAAGGCCAAAGCAAGCUUAGGUUUAGAGAUUUUCCGGAACGGGUCGGUCUACGAAUUCUAUCGCUUGAAAGCGUAGAUUUCUUUGGAACAAGUGAAUACUUCGGUGGUCGAAAAAAGAGUAAUCUUAAUUAGCAAAAGACUAACUGGUCGGGUGUUGUAAACUUUCAUUGUAUGCAAAUGAGUCUUGAGAUGAGCAUGCGGUUUAUUUUUGGCUCGGCGAUGAUUGGAAUGGCAUGCCAUGUAAAUCACUUUUUUGAUAUCUGGCAAUUAUGUAAUUUAGUUUGGAAUCGAGGCCCUUGAAUUUUCGUGCAUUUACACACGCGUAUAACCUGCGACCGCAGACGUAUUUCCUGUCAUCGCUAACACGCGUACUUAAUCAAUUCAGAAACAGAUAAAAAGUAAAUAUGCAGAAGUAGGGAGUGAUAAAACCUUUAGCGAGUAAAUCCUAUUUCGUGUAGAAUUAAUCGCCUCCUCAUUUCUCGAUCUAAAAUCCAAGCAAACGACACUUAACGCCACUGUAAGAGCGUUCUUUUUGUUUCAAAACAACCUUGUAUUCUUUGUCUGUACUUCUUUGUCAGUCCAGUUCAAAUACCGUGUCCGGUGUCCUGAUCAUGAAUAUCAUUAAAGCCGUUGUUGCUUCAAUUCCUUUUUCAAAGUAUCAUUUUUAUGCCUUUUCCCGUCCCAAUAAUCUGAAUAAGAGCUAAAAUAUGCUGGCUUGUCUGAGCUCUGUUUACUGGGCAAAAUGAACACAGCUAGGUCUGAUGGAAAAUGGCUAUGAGCCUGUGCUCAUAGCCGCUUUUAUUCAACUAUGCAUUUUAAACAACCUGUUCGAUACAUAAGCUGCCUAAUUACAAAUAGGAGGGAAAAUGUAUAAAUAUGCAGGGAAAUAUUUCCUAUCUCUUGCUGCCCUUGAAGUGAGGUGUGCAUGAUACUUGCAUCCCUUCCCCACCCAUUGGCUUAUUGCCUUAUUCUCGGUUAUUUGCUUCGAACUCCCGAUAACUCGACUGAACUAUUUUUGACUUCCCUAGAAGGCGCGAGGCGCGAGUUAUCGGGAGUUGAAUGUGUAUUAUUAUCCAUUCCAAAGAUUUCCCCAAUUCUGAUUGGCUAAAAGCACACCCUUAAUUCAAAUUUGGAAGAAUUUUGUGUUUAACGAGGAAAUGACGUCAAAAAUGCCGCCUUCCACAGGUUAAUGCACCGUUAACCGAGAAGACCUGGGGACGAGAUUGAGUUGUUUUCGUUGUAAAAACUAAAAAGGCGGACACUUCACUCGUUUCAAGAGUAAGAAAUGGCUAAAAACAUAGCAAAAACAGCAAGAAGACAACUCGGACUACGGGGUGACAUCUACUAUUUGGAGAAUAUUUGCGGAGCUGGACAAACCUAAACGUAAACUAUCGAAGAUAAACUUAACAUCGAUGCAGGUAAGCUUGUUUUAGCUGCGUUUUUAAACUAGGAAUUAUUUUGAAUGAAUAAUAAAACAAUUAUUGAAUUCGGCUUUCGUAUCAUAUGAAGAGUUAUGGAGAUCUCGGAGGGUGUUAUCCGCCUCGGCCUACGGCCUCGACGAUUAACACCCUCCUCGAUCUCCAUAAUUCUUCAUAAGACACUCAGCCUCAUUCAUUAAUUGUUGAAUUAAACCUCGACAAAACAAACUGUCGUGCAAUAUAUCUCUUCUUGUUUGAUAAUGAGCAAUUUGAGCAAAAACAGGAAACUAAAUUUCUAGGUGUAUAUGUUGUGGUUCAAAUUUAUCCUUGGUUUAAAUUUUCUUUUCUUUUGUUUCAAAGUCAUUAUCAUACAUUACCAUACCAAAAAACAAAAGAAAAUAAAUUUAAACCAAGGAUAAAAUUGAACCACAACAUGUAUAUUCACAAAAAGCUUUGCUUGAAAUCACACAUAAAUUUAUCUGUAGCAAAAUAGCAAAAUCUGUCGGAAUAAUUUAUAGGUCACGCUAUCUUUGGCUACCAGCACCAUUAUCCCUUAUAUAUCCUUACAUGAGGGACUUUGAUAUAGUCUGGUCAUCCACAUACAAUACUCACUUGAACAGAAUCUAUCUCUUACCUGCUCACACUGCUCCAUGAUUUGCCCAUCGCAAUAUUUUAGAUAGAUUUGGUAUUUCUAACUUCCAUGUCGUCAAAUUUAUGUUCUGCUAUCAUCAUCAUUUGCUACCUUUUUCUUUUCUAAACCUAUUUAUAACUGGUGGCCAGGUACACACAUAUGCCAUCAGAUUUGUAAAAAAUUACAGACCACGCUUUUGUCCAACAAAUACUCGUACCUUUAAAACUGCCUGAAGUCUGUUGUAAUCUUCUGCCCCCUUGUCCUGAGUUAUUUCAAUAAAUGACCAAACCAUGAAGGCUGACUGACUCCUUGAACAAUCAGGGGCACCCAAUUUUUACUCUAAAAAGUUCACCUAAAAUUUUCGGGAGCCUUUUUUCUGAAAAUUUAAGUUUUGAUUCCUAUAGUUUUCGGAUCACUAGACUUUCAGCUACGAAAUCCGAAGAGAUGAAAUAUUUUUAGAGGAUAAAAAUAUGCCUAUAUCUACCGUUUAAAUACUAAAAUACGUUUAACAAUGCUAUGUUUAAGUAUUUUUCGACUAUAUUUUCGUUGGGUGCCCCCAGGCGGAAAGAUAACUCUAUUGUUUUUCACGUAAGUUUCUUGACCCACUCCGCUUGCCAGUAUAACGUCACAUAGUAACGGGCAAGAGCCUCGGGUCGCUUGUGCAAACUAGCAAGAGAUGCAACAGUUAUUUGGACGAGAGAGGUCGAGGAAAAGCUACGAAGCGAGCAAAUAUCGCUCUAUAUCGCUUAUUUGAUCGAAUGUUUGUGAACUUUAGUGUUGCUAUAAUCUGUUUGUGUAAACCGUUGUGAUAUUUUGUUUUCGUGAAUUGUUAAUUUCUUUUACGGGCAGUGUUGCGGGAUCACCAUCUAUUUCACGGGACCGGCAAGGUCAUCAAAACUUAAAUCUUUUUUUUUUCCUAAAAUGGGCAAGGUCUAGUCUCCAGAAUAGGAGGUUCCAUUCACAGCAGGGGCGGAUCUAGGGGGAGGGUGCAGGGGGUGCGCACCCCCCCCCUGAGAUGACCUGCAGUUUUCUAAUACAACUGGUAUUCUGCGAAAAAAAAACCACUAUGUGGUUUAUUGGUGUUGAAGUCGAGCAAGAGACGAGUGCACCCCCUCCUAAAAAAAAUCCUGGAUCCGCCCCUGCACAGAUCACACAUGUUUAUAUUUCAUCUAUUCUUUUGCUAAUUAAACGGGUCUAACUUCAUAUCAUUCCUUUCGAGUGUGAGCCUCUGUUGAUCUCCAAAUGCUCCACCAAAUUCAGUAAAGCUAGUUCGAUCGAUUAUCCACAUCGAGUCGGCCCGUUGGACCCGAAAUAAUGCGAAAUAGCUUUGAAAAACGCGCUUAAGCUAAUUUUCGUCAAAUGUAUGUUUGAAUUCAUGAUAAAUACAGCUCCACCAGCUGUUUAACACUAUUUUUCCUUUUGACCUUUUUUUCUUUAUUCUUACUGCUGACCCUGCUGGUCAUACACUUGGAUCAAUAUAUAUUUUAAGCGUAAUUCCGGAGUUUUGUUUUGCAAAAGGGAUUUUCGACGAGAAAAAAAACCAUAAGCUGUCAAGACAUGUCCCUCCUCUGAAACAGCUGAAUUUUUUUCAAUGUUAGCUAACAUCAUGACAAACAACACACAGUACACCACAAACUGUACUAAUUUACACCCAACACCCACCAGUGACUGACUGGCGAAAUUUUAACUUGCCUUUUGAACAUUGUCUUAAUUAUCAAUAUUAUCAACCUAAAAUCUCCACUGGGUUUGCCCCCCAAAAAAUAAUUAAACGAAACCUGUUAUUGGUUUUCGGGAUUUAAUUACAGAAUUACAGGUGUAUGCCCAAUACACCAUUAAAAUGCGGUAAAGCAACAAGAUUCAAUGCUCACAGUCUCUCACAAAUACCUGUCAUUUAGCUUCCUCUUUCAACGCUACAGCUAAGCGAACUUUGAGAGGAAUGAUAUGGGGUCCCACUUCCUCUGAAGAGCUGAAAAUAAGCACAAUUUAAAGUAUAAUAUAUCCUUUGAAGAAUCUCCUAUUGCUGUGUCUAAACCCCUCAAUAUUGCUGUGAACUGGCCCUCAAAAGUGUGACCGGUCGGCAUGAUUGCCCGUAAAAUUUGCUCGACGAUAGAAAGGAAUCUUUAAAAUUCAUUUCACCACUGGACAUUUCAUUCCAAAAUAGUACUUAAGUCUAGUUUUCUAUGACAAUAGAAACCUUAAAAUCUCCAAAUCCAAGAAAUCGGAACAGUAUUCCCGUAAUAAAAUCGAAAUUUUUAUACGUCUCUUCGAAGAACACUUUGCUCGCCAUUUUAAAAGCCACUGACGCGAGACGUGACGUCAUACUGGUAGGCGGACUGUACCAAAGAUUUCGUUGAAGACACCUUCCCCCCCCCCCCGUUGUAUUGUUAUGUGACAAAUUCAUUGUAUGCAAUUUCUUGUGUUAGACCUUCAGUUCACCAAAUUACAUAGAGACAAGCGCAACACAGAUAAUAUCAAGAACAGGACGGAAAAUAAAAACGCAGCGAAUACCAUGGUUAAAAUAAAUAAACUUUUAUCAGAGCUGAUAUCACAAAGUGGUACGUAUCUCCCAGGCCCUCCUGGUCCACCUGGACCGAGGGGAGAGAAAGGAUCUCGGGGUAAAAGGGGACUAAAGGGGAGACCUGGGAAUAAAGGUGACCAUGGUAUUAUGGGAUUGCCAGGAAAGACCAGUAAGCAAGGAAUCAUGGGACCUGUGGGACCGGAGGGCGAUGUUGGACUCAAGGGAGAAAAAGGAGACUUGGGUCCUGCAGACAUACCGGGAGCUAAAGGAGAACCUGGUGAAUCGAUUUCAGCUCCUGUUGUUGCUGUGUCCCCUAAAAAACUGACAGUGAAUGAGGGUGGAUCAGCUUCGUUUCAGUGUUCAGUGAGUGGUAAUCCUAAACCCGCAAUACAAUGGAGUAAAAUGAACAGUGAGUCACAAUUAAGUCCUUCAAUGGUAUCAGGAGGAAAGUUGCUGUUAAAAAACGUGGCAGGAAAUGACGCGGGAAAAUAUAACUGUUCAGCGGUCAACAUCUUAGAAAAGGCGCAUGCACUGGUACAACUUGUGGUGAAUGGUAAGUUUGUUAUGACUCAGGUGAUUCGAUUGUUAGAAAUCCAUUCCCUAUCCAUCAGUCAGUAAGUAGUUUAGAUAUGAAGCCAAAAUAUUAGUUUUAGGCAUACAAGAGAGAUUAACGGGUUGAUAGUUCUUCUGUCACAAUAUAAAGUGCAUAGUUUACACUUUUUUCACUUCUGAGUGUUGUUGGAGUAAGAACAUCCUAUAUCCUGUCCCUAACUAUCACUCAAAAGUUUUCGAGAUGAGCAUCGACUGGUGGUAAAUAUAGGGUCCAUAUGACCGGGUUUUCUUUCAACAAUCUAGAGAUCUUUUCACAGGGAAGUCAAUGCAGAGGCGAAAUUAUAAAACUGUUAAAUUUACAGUUGUUUUGAAGUGGUCUGAGCACUCCAUGUUUUGUCUAAGCUAAUUAGCAUGUGUAGUCCAAACGAAAACCAAAUUUGUCAUUUUCAUUCGAGCUUUAAUGAUUGAGAACAAUUAUUAUAAACUUGUUUAAAUAUACUUUAGACUAAAUUAUAUGAUAUGCUGAUUCUGGUUUCCAAAUUUCACAAAAUUAAUAUUUUUUGCAGUUUAUCCUCGCGUUUCUCUCCAUCCGGGACCUCAUUACGCCAUCGACGGAAAAAGUUACACCCUUCCAGUUUGUCAAGUGACUGGGUACCCUACACCACUGGUCUCCUGGAGAAAGUCAGCGGGCCAGUUACCCCAAGAGAGGAUGAAGUACAACAACGGUGCAUUACAAAUUCUACAUGCCCGCAAAGGCGACUCUGACUUUUACUUCUGUUCCGCAUCAAACCUGCUAGGAAGCGUUGAAAAGAAAACUCUCUUAGUUGUUGUUUCUCCUCCUCGCUUCACUGUUACUCCACCUGCAAAAGUUGUCGCGUGGGUAGGCGACACUUUUAUGUUCAACUGUAGCGCUACUGGCGAUCCCCAACCCGUCAUCAGCUGGAAGAAACAAGGAGGUCAACUGCCUGUUGGGCGGAGCCAGCAGUUUAACGGCUCGCUAGUGUUAAGAAACAUAACAAUGGACGAUAUAGGAUAUUACGUCUGUGUUGCAGCGAGUGCAGGAGUAUUAAAGGCGGAAGCUGUGACCACUACUGAAGUUUAUAACGGUAUUUUAAUAUAGACAAUAUAAGUAAUAAUACUACAUCAAGAAGCUUCUUUCGUGCUUAGCAACCUCUCGCGUGCAAAACAAAUAGACUUCAUGUCGGUAAUGUAGGAACUGCUCGUAAGGUGUUUCCUCAUUGGUCGCAGAAAACAAUAACACAUCAUUGUUUAUCAUUAUUUCCCAUUGUUUCACGGUUAGGGUAUCGAACCAAUUAGGGUUAGGAGAGCUGCUCCAUGAGGCUGUGUGUCUAUUUAACAAUUAUUCCCCGAGCCCGAAUGGGCUCUAAGUCAAUAGCCCAUGAGGCCGAAUUGACCCAAGAGGCCAUGAGGGCGGGAGGAAUAAUUGUUUUAGUAAAAUCCAAUUAGUUGGUCAAAAAUAUCGAGGCAAAACAACUUUAGCUAGCAAGACGCGAUUCAGUCGCCAUUGUAUAGGUUUUCAAAGCCCGCCCUUUUCGCUACUAGUGGGCUCUAACCGCCCAGCAGUAGCUCAAGCAAUCAGAACGCAGCAUUGAUAACAGACCGUGACUAGCUGGAUCUUACUAAUCAGUAAUAGAUCACAGCUAGAUGACGUCGAAAUGUGGUCCUGAAAAAAAGCCUCCUUCAAAGUAACGAAUAUUGAAUACUGACAAACCGUUGAAACCAAAAGGCAAAAGUAAUCACUCUAGAAAUACGAAACCUUUCAUAAGCGGCUGGCUUCAAUCGUUUAAGCUCACUGUGGGAAAAAAAAUCAGGUCAGAUGCUUCAAGCUGUGAAACAGUCCACCCUGGGAGCCAGAGACUUAUCAUGCGCGGUUUUCGGUUUCGGUCAAGUCUUUGUAGAGAGCGGCACGCCUACAUUGAACUUUAUCGCCCUUCAAAAUUCAAAUGUUAGGCGGCCCAACAUGUCAUGUUUGAACCAACUUAGAAAGUAUUUCUCGUUACGUGUCCGCGUUACGUUAAGAUCCAAACGUUGCGUGGAGGUCGCCGGAAGAGACAGUUGUCGUUUACAGCAAUUUGACUAGUACUGAGAUUGUUUAUAUACUGAUGUAGUGGAGACCUCAAUUAGCAAUUUUCGUCGAGUCGGAACCUGACCGCUUUCCCCUGCGAUUUCCGCAAGCCAGGACAACUUUGCUCGUCGGCGGCUUCUCUGGCCAGAUUUUAUUCACGAAGAAAUCUUCUGACUCGUUGACGAAAGUAAUACCGAGUUUGCAUGUCAUUUUGCUUGCUGUGCGUGAUCGGCAGUAAAAUGAAUUACCCACCAUGUUUAAAAUUACAUGACACCUCUCAAACCGACCAAUGAGGUGGCAUCCUUUAAAUAACCACGCAGUAUGACACAGGGCCAAGAAUAGACUUCAGAAAAUUUUCAUGGGAAGAGGGUGACGUAAGGGGGAUUCGAUCUCUUACCUCAUUCUCUUUUGCUCUUGUAUAGGUGCGCUCAGGGUAUCAAGCAUUCUCGGUUCCCUUAACGGCAAGUACCUUGGCCAGUUGAAUUCCUAUUUAGACCCAGUCCAGACCGCAGCAGGUUUGUGA
Porites lobata is the source of this 9228-nucleotide messenger RNA. NCBI's taxonomy places the organism in Eukaryota, Metazoa, Cnidaria, Anthozoa, Scleractinia, Poritidae. The record is from the annotation of a GenBank genome assembly.